CGCGACGAUACGGCUUGUGCGUCACCGAGGGAUGAGACGCAAAAUGGUACCGCGCGCCUUAAGGAUCAGCACGUUCCAAAUGGUAGUUUUCACGGUUCUCGUGGUUCACGGAACCGUCUCGACGGCGUUGCCUUUGGACCCGGAAGACCUGGAGGGUUUGCUGCCACCGACGCCACGCGACAUAAACGAGACCCUGGCCGCCGUGGUGCAAGAUCCCGUCGUUCAGGACGCUGUCCACCAAACCGCCAGCAACGGAUCGUUAAACGGGCUCGUCGUUAAACGGAAAGUUUACAUUAUGCCGGCGAACGAUCCAAACAAGGUGCUCUCGACACGCGAGCACAUUCUGGUGAUCCCGACCGAGAAUCUGGAGGACGUACGACGGAACAUCACGGAAACGAAAGAGGCGGAGGCCGCUGCAGCUGUCGUCGAGACUUCCUCGAUGAACAGCCAGUCAUUCUUCGAAGACGAGGCGGAUGACUAUAUGCCUCAGAGUGACGCAACCCUAAGUUUCCAAGGAAUCGAAAGCAUACCAGGCCAGGCGACGUCAUCUUCCUCGAUAAACGAGAAUCCGAAGAUCGAAAUCAAUUUCCUGGAAAACGCACCGACGCCUGAAACGGAGCCAAAGAAAAUGGCGGUUCCCGUGGUCGCGGUGAUCGAUCCGUCGAACGCCAAGAACGGGAAACUGAACACACCGAUAGUGGCGAUCCUGCCGAAUCAAUUGGACGGGAACGCGUUGAACAAUCAGGUGCAAUUUCUGAAGGAGAACAGCGACAAGAUCCAGACGAGAGCGCAAAACUACGUCGACCGGACCUCGAUCGCCGUUGAUCCCACGUAUUGGAGGCCCUCGACGUCGGAGAUCUCGAUCGUCCCAUCUUCGACGCAGGAAACGAUGCAGAUCACGUUGUUGCCGGACCAAACAGAUGAACUGGUAAACGAAGAAUUGAUCCUUGCGCCUGUCGCUGUACCAAGAUGGGGUUAUGUAGCGCCAUAUUUCACGGAUCCGCCGGAAUACACAAGGAACCUGGCAGACAUGGACGUCGCCGAGGAUAUUAUCUUCAGGCCGUUGUUUAGGUACCGGCAGGAGUCGGAAGAGAGGACCAGAUACCGACAGGAACAGAAUAAUCGGAGAUACGGAUAUCGAUAUCCUAGUUACAAUUAUUACCCUAGACGUGGUUAUUAUUACGGAUCUCGAGACAACGAUUACUGAGAGCCGACGAAUGAAAAAGAUCAUGGAAGAACGAAAAUUUCUGGGCAUAGAGAAUGAUUGUUGUUCCAACA
This is a messenger RNA of Dufourea novaeangliae, 1278 nucleotides long. RefSeq lists its product as uncharacterized. The coding region runs from base 32 to 1207 and encodes 391 amino acids. NCBI's taxonomy places the organism in Eukaryota, Metazoa, Arthropoda, Insecta, Hymenoptera, Halictidae. The record is from RefSeq and is a predicted model, not a curated record. The transcript has 5 exons.